AAGUAUGGCGGCAAGUGUUUACGACAACUGAUCCAGUGCCGUACUGCCGUUCCAAAUCGCGUAAGCACUCGAAUCGCGUGGUGCGCGGAUUGGCAUUCGUCCGUCGGAUUUGAGUGAACGAAUCAAUUCGCGAAUAGUGUUGAAACAGUGAUGAUUGUUGCCUGGCGGCUGACAGUGUUAUGUAAAGUACCCGCGAUUAUCGCCACCCGCUAAACAAUCUAAUCAAAUAUCUGUGCACACCAAGGAGAUUCACAAACGUCCAGGUGACGUCCUCUUCGCGUCCGCUGUUUUAACUCCAUGAGGGGAUGAGCACUGGAGGGGAUGGGGGCGGUGGCGGCGUCGGCGUCCAGACCGGCGUCGGCGGAGGUGGUCGUGGCACCCCUCCGCACGGCUCGCCUACCCCAAUGGACAAGGCAACGCUCAAGGUUCACUUGCCCAAUGGCGGUUUCAACGUAGUCAAAUUUGGUGAUGCAAUCGACGUAAGAGGGAUCAUUUCUCUCGUGACAAGCCGGCUGGCGGUGAGCACCAGACAGUAUCGUCACCUUUACGCCAUGAGGCUACACCAUCCAGGCUCUGGGGAGAGCUACUGGCUUCAUCAGGACACAACCAUGUACCAGGUUCAAGAAAAAUACGAACGCAAACAUCCUCAUAGCGAGUGGAGGUACGAAUUAAGGGUGCGAUAUUUACCCCAGAACCUUAACGAUCUCUACGAAAAGGACAAAGUUACCUUUUACUACUAUUACGAUCAGGUGAGGAAUGACUACUUGAGCGCAAAUCACGCCACCCUAGACCAAGAUGUAGCCGUACAAUUGUGCUGUCUUGAGAUUCGGUACUUCUUCAAAGACAUGCCACAAAUCGCGCUGGACAAGAAGAGCAAUUUGGAAUAUUUGGAAAGAGAGGUCGGACUCCACAAGUUUUUGCCACGAACCGUUUUGAAUGGCAUGAAACCGAAGGCACUCCGCAAGCUCAUACAGCAACAUUUCAAAAAAGUAGCCGCCCUUUCGGAACUCGAAUGUAUGUUCAAAUUCUUCGAACUCCUUCGAUCCUACUACAGAUUUGACCAGGAGAGAUUCAUAUGCGCCUUGGGGUCGAGCUGGUCGAUACCAGUCGAACUCGUGAUUGGACCUGACUUGGGCAUUUCCUACAUGGCACAUCGUGGUGGAACAGUGCCGUCGAGAAUAGCCGAGUUCUCACAGAUCCAGUCAAUUCAGACUUUGGUAUCGGAUUGCAAGGAACAUGCAAAGGCCUGCAUUAAACUCAGAGUAGCAGGAGCUGCAGAAACCCUGAGUAUCACUUGCUCGAGUUUGGAUCAAGCAGAGAGUCUGGCAGACUUGAUCGAUGGAUACUGUAGGCUAACCACUGGAAGUAAUACAUCGUUGUGGAAUAGAAAAGCUGCAUCCUGGAAAAAUUAUCCCUGCCCUUGUAAAGAUGCCCAUCCACCAAAGUAUAGACACGACGCAACAGACAGUCCAGAGAAAAAUUCUGGUAAAACAGGAACAAUCCUAUCUGAGGACUAUGCAGAGAUUGUCGACGAGGAAGGAGAUUACUCAACGCCAGCUACUCGAGACUACGAAAUUGUUAGAAAUCAAGUCGAGCUUGGUGAAAUAAUCGGAGAAGGCCAAUUCGGCAAUGUUCAUAAAGGAUCGUACAGAGGCCGAGAUGGUCAGCUUGUAGCCGUUGCAGUGAAAACUUGUAAAGUCGACGCAGACCUCGCAACUGCUGAAAAGUUCCUCGAAGAAGCAUAUAUUAUGCAGCAAUUUGAGCAUCCACACAUAAUACGAUUAAUUGGUGUCUGCUCCGAAGCUCCGAUAUGGUUGGUCAUGGAAUUAGCACGGCUUGGAGAAAUGCGUGCUUAUCUUCAGUCCAAUAAGCACAGACUUGAUGUAGCCACUCUCCUCCUGUAUACCUUCCAGUUGAGUACAGCGCUAUCGUAUCUCGAGAGCAAAAAAUUCGUCCACAGAGACAUAGCUGCAAGAAACGUUUUGGUAUCAUCGAACACCUGUGUAAAAUUGGCUGACUUUGGUCUGAGCCGAUGGGUCGAGGACCAGAGCUACUACACUGCAAGCAAGUGUAAGCUGCCAAUCAAGUGGAUGGCACCGGAGAGCAUAAACUUCCGUAGAUUUACAACAUCCUCAGAUGUAUGGAUGUUUGGAGUGUGUAUGUGGGAAAUUCUGAUGUUGGGAGUCAAGCCAUUCCAAGGAGUGCGGAAUAACGAGGUGAUACGGAAGUUGGAAAAUGGAGAACGGCUGGAACUCCCGAAGCAUUGUCCUCCGCGGCUGUAUUCACUCAUGUCCCAAUGCUGGAGUUACGAGCCAAGCAAGAGACCAACUUUCAAAGACAUUCGAGAAAAUUUGCAUGAAAUCUUGCGAGAAGAAAAGCACCAGCAACAAGAGACAAUGAGACGAGAGAAUAGGAGAGUUCAAGCAAUGUCUUGGGGUGCAGACGAAGCGCCACCGCCAAAACCAUCACGUCAACCACAAAACUCAAGCGAAUCGGGAAGUAGCAUGAGCUCAGUCGCUCCAGUGUCAACAUAUAUUGUUGCCCAGAGUCCGGAGGUACUUGCCCAACUUCUCAAGGACAACCAAUCUCGGGGGGUAUGUCCCUCCGUCUACACAACCCCCGCAUCCCCAUUUAACACACUCGCAGUGCAAUUUCAAGACGAGGAUCAAGCUCUAACUACUGCCAUCGCUACUGACCUGCCCUUUGCCCUUGACCAAACCGUAUCUUCCGAAACCCCUGCCCUUCACCACGAUACUCAUUCGAUCGAAGACAUGGACUCUCUAGACAGCAAUGACACAAUUUCACCACUAAUGUCGAGCCUUAGUAUGUCCGACUCUAGUAUAGUUGCACAAACUCAGUCCCCAGUUACAGGGAGAAAGCAUCAAGUCAAAGACACCCAAAACUUAUAUUCUGUCAGUUCGAAGCUAGUCGGCAGUAUUACUGGCGAUUUGUAUUCUCCUGUGCAAAAGCUCGUCUCGUCAAAUCCCAUACCAAUAACAUCAUCUUCGCACCCCGCAGGUACCUGCGGUGAAAUUUAUGGGCCAGUUGUUAACUUUACUCAGAGUUCUGCGAUCGUAGGAAACCUUAAUCAGAGUCCAAGUCUUGGCGGUAAUACCGGCGAUGGUUCCGGAAAUCAUGCGCAGAAUGCAAAUGACACAAUUGUUAUGGGGCAAAUUCAAUACACGAGUAGCGCUCAUUCGCAAACAACCCAGGCUUCGUCUACUUCGGUGAAUCAUUACGGUAAUUCCCCGAAUCAGUCACAUGUUGGUGGACAGAAUGCUGCUAGUGCCGGUGCGGGUUACCCACGUAGUGCUGGUUUAUCCAGUGUGAGUAGUGCAGUUCCCAUAUCAAAUACAGAGUGUCUCUACGGACCCGUUAUGAAAUUCCGGGCUAGAGCUACGGUACAAAAUCAAAGUGCAAAUCCAAUGUCCUCGACACCCCCGAGUGUUUCACAUAUUCAAAAUGCAAGAAGUAAUUUAGUGUACAGCCCUAUGCUGGGACAAAAUUAUCAGCCGCAACCAUUUUAUCCUCAAAAUUAUCAAGAUCAAGAACAAGUCUAUUCUAAUGUGGCUCAAGCACGACCACCUUCUUACGUGUCUCGAGCCCAGCCUGCUCAAAACUUUCAAAGACAAAGUUCCCAGGGGCAGUUUGUCGUUUAUUCGCAAAACCAACAAUUCGAGCAACAAAAUGGUGCGAAUCCUAGUUAUACGGUUCAUGCAGCACCUACAUCUGUCGCCCAAGCUCAGUGUUUCAAUCAAGCAUAUUCAAUGCAAAGUGGUCCUACUCAUAGUCAGCCUUUUCAACAGGCCAUACCCCCUCAAACUUCACAUCCCGUUCAGUCCUAUAUGAGUACUUCUAAUCAUUCAACUCAGCAAGAGUUAUUGACAACUUUAACAAAUGCCGAGUCUUCACAAAUCUCACAUCAACAUUCGGAUAACUCAAUAUUGCAAAGUUCACUCUCUGGGGCAGCGGGCGUGGUGAAAGGUCACGGCUCUCAGGUACACCUUUCUGCCUCCAAUCCCAUAACAUCGCAAACAAGUCAACGUACCCAAGUAGCGACAGGUGUUAAUGUAAUACAGCAACAAAGUCUUCAGCCACAAUUGGCAACGGCAGUACCGAGGAUAAAUCCGCCCUUGUUGGCAACUGGGAUAGCAAAAAUAACUACGUUUAUAACUCAUAAAUCUGACGAACAGUUGACCCGUUCUAUCAACAGUGCGUUAUCUAGUUCCCUGGUGUCGUCAGCUGUUAGCGACAGCACUAUUUCGUCGACCAGUUCGGCGACGGAGGAAAGCCAACAAGAUCAGCGAAACACACAAUCGCAGCUGUUUGAUGGUGCUAUCGAGCACUUUGGACAUAGUGUGGACGAUGAACAAAAAUUACGCGAACAAAGACUACUAGAACAGCAACGUCAGUCCGAAGAAGAUAGCCGGUGGCUCGCGAGAGAAGAGAAACGACUUUCGAUCGCAACUAGUGGCGAUGAAAGUGGAAGUCCUCUGGGACCUCGUUCGGUGACCCAAUCACCCAGCAAUGAAGCUACGCCCGUCAACACAGGAUCCCUUGGUCUAGACAAGGGCUCUGAUAAAGUUAUCAUCGUCAAGAAAAUGGAACCGACUCCGACAGCUGAUCUAGAUAGGACUAACGACAAAGUAUAUGAUUGUACAACGAGCGUCGUCAGGGCUGUUAUGUCCCUUUCUCAGGGUGUGCAACAAAGUAAAGCUGAACAGUAUCUUGAGCUAGUAAGAAAGGUGGGCGUUGAACUAAGAGCGCUCCUCACAUCUGUGGAUUCUCUAAUGGAGAUUUUACCGGCAUGCGCGCAUCGAGAAGUGGAAAUGGCUCACAAAGUUCUCAGCAAAGAUAUGGCUGAACUUGUUUCUGCCAUGAAAUUGGCCCAGAGUUACAGUGCCACAACCUUAGAUGCAGAGUAUAGAAAGGGCAUGUUAUCCGCAGCGCAUAUAUUGGCCAUGGAUGCAAAAAAUCUUUUGGACGUCAUUGACUCCAUACGAAUCCGUUACCCGUAUGUUAACGAACAAAUUUGUCAAAGGGUUGAGGGACCUAAUGAGUCCGAAUCAUCUGUAGAAAAUAAAGUUCAUUCCAGCCAAUCUGGAGAGAUAUUAAGAAGAAGUCAGUCAACUGAACGGCAUGGAUCAAUGUUCAGGCAAAGUCAAAGUGGAGACGUGCUGCACAGGAUGGGCCAAUCGGUAGAGAGAACACCUCAGGAUAGUCAAUCAGAUGUUAGUUGCAAUUCUACAAUAGAAAGAAGACAUCACAUGGUUACGAACAGUUUGGAACGUAAUUCGACAGCAAGAAGACAAAUGGCGACUAAUAGUUUGGAGAGAAAGAGGCCAUCCCUUUCGUGUAAUAUGGGGAUUCCUGGCAAUCUGGCUAAUCUUCCGCCGUUGGUUCCGGUUUCUUGUAGCAUAGUCCAGUCAGCUACACCAGUCAUACAUUCGAGUCAUGUGGGUGGAACUGCAGUUGCCAACCAAUCUUCUUCCAUGUUUGCAGCUCAGAAUGAAACAUACAUUGAAACAUCCAACGAAACACCACCAAAUGACAGCUAACAACAGGACAACUAUAAUCCAGGAAAGAGUGUGACAGACUUAGUUUGUAUGCAGAUAAUCGCUAGGCAGUAACUACUAAGUUUAUGUCCUUCAAAUAGCAUUCUCACAUAUGAUCAGUGUUCCUGCUUCUUAGCUCUUUUAUACUUUUCAAUACGAAACCUUUUGUCCGUGCGUACUUAUAGAGAGGAUUGUAUUUAUUAGUCUAGUUUUAGGAAGAUUUUUUAGCAAAUACGAAUUCAUAGCUACCUAUGUUAAACUUGCAACUCCAAAAUUCUAGGAUCAUCGUGCAAAUUGACUGUAAUAAUAUCAUGUGCAGAGAAUAACUAGAUCAUUUUUCAUUGCACAUAUUUCAGUAGGCUGAGACAUUUUUGUAAUUUAAAAAAGAGAAACGUAGCUAAACUUACUAUGUGUGCGAGCUUGUUUGCGGUAUCAAAGGGAGUAGAAACGGUAGCUCAGAUAUAUCUGACAGAGUUGCGCAAAUACCUGUACGUACAAUUAAUGAAAAUAGUAAAACUCACGCGACUUGAUUGAACACGUAGAAGGAAAAUUACAUUUCAAUGACUAUCCACACCUUCAUGGAUGUGUGUAAUAUACUCAGGAGCAAAAGUUUACUAUUGUUUUUUGCCAGAUGAAGGAUAGCUCGAGGUAUUACUAAUCAUACGUAAAUAAAAGUGAAAACGUACCUGUUUGUAAAAACACGCCCAUCGUCAGUUGCAGUACAUGACUCAGUUUUAUAAACUUUACAAUUUUACAAGUUUGUUUUUAAAACCAAAUUUUUUAUGAAAGUAAAGAAACAAAAAUGUCUAUGCGUGACUAAUAAAGUUUUGUUAAGUAGAAAAAUAAUGCCACCCGCACAAUUAUGUGUACAACUAAGUCGAAGAAGUUCAUUCGUAGUGAGAUCCUACAGAUAUCUGACUGGCAUGUACUUGUUGCAAUAUAAGCGGAAUCUGAAUGAAUAUUCGGAGAGUUGACAGAUCCUGUAAGAAAUAUUUUUACAAAACUUCUAAUCGUAUUUGUUCCUCCUAUGACAGCAAUUUCUCACACAAUUGGAAAAUCGUCAAACUUUUGGAGCAGAAACAUGACGAGGAUAAAGAAUUUAAUUUUCCGUUAACAGAAAAAUAACGUGACAAGAAUGGAAAUUUUUAGGAAUAAAUUUGUUACUUCGAUAUGAGCCUUCAAAACAUUUUUAUAGAAAAUUGUUUCCGUUACGUUAACUCGAAUUACUUGCUUGCGUCCAUAUUUUUGGUAACAUUAGCAGAAAAAUGAAUGUCCAAAUCACGAGUAUGUAACUGACCAGUAGCGGUAAACAAACGAAUAACAAUUGCUAAAUAAAAAUUCAAGUGCCAAGAGAAAUAUAUUUAUUGUGAAAUAUUGGGAUUAUUACGAAUUGAAUAUUAUUCAUUGUCAUGCCUUUAUGACCACGAUUAGUACACCAGUAUUUUAUAAUACGG
Molecule: messenger RNA, 7009 nt
Organism: Diprion similis
Lineage: Eukaryota; Metazoa; Arthropoda; Insecta; Hymenoptera; Diprionidae
Gene: Fak
Product: focal adhesion kinase 1
Exons: 24
Coding region: 306-5558 (1750 amino acids)
Biological process (GO): signal complex assembly; protein phosphorylation
Cellular component (GO): focal adhesion; cytoskeleton
Molecular function (GO): ATP binding; protein tyrosine kinase activity
Source: RefSeq, a predicted model, not a curated record